This is a messenger RNA of Drosophila melanogaster (fruit fly), 8642 nucleotides long. RefSeq names its product protein tyrosine phosphatase 10D (gene Ptp10D). Gene Ontology annotation, biological process: neuron development; anatomical structure morphogenesis. The transcript has 13 exons. NCBI's taxonomy places the organism in Eukaryota, Metazoa, Arthropoda, Insecta, Diptera, Drosophilidae. The record is from RefSeq and is marked reviewed. Gene Ontology annotation, molecular function: protein tyrosine phosphatase activity. Gene Ontology annotation, cellular component: membrane.
AUCAGAUUCCAAUUCAGUGUGGUGAAGAGCGAACCGGAGUGCGGACGGUACGGACGCGAAAUCUGUUAAGGCGGGCCGCAAAGCAAACGCUCGAAAAACGCAAAAUUUGUCGAUUGUCCGUUCCGCUUUUUUCUUGUGUCUGUGCUUUGCGUCGCGUGCCUGCGUGUACGUGUAAGUGUGCGUGCGCCUGUGUUUGUUUUUUGUUAUUUUUUUUAUAACCAACGACAACAACAGAAUAGAAGUAAAUAAAAUACACAAAUUAACGGUGUAUAUAUUUAAAUGUUUUGGUUUUUUUUAGUGGCGUGCCGAAUGAGCAAAAUUUGAGAAAAACGCAGUGGAAAACAUCACAAAAUAAAAAACAAACAAAAACAAAACAAGAAUAUGUUUUAAUCAAUUCAAAUUAAACCAACAAAUUGCAAGCAAUUGGAUUCAGGAUAAAAAUUUACAAAAUUUCACCACACUAACGGGAAAACUGUGAAAACAAUGCAUUUAAUCAAAGUAAAGACUAAACUCGCGCUAAAAAUGCCCGAAUUCGAAAGAAACUAGCGAAAAGCCCAAUUCAAAAAUCGCACAAUAAAUUGCAAAGUCCAAAGCAACAACAACAUAGGAACAAAUAAAACAAGAAGCAGGCAACAAAAGAGAGCCAGGCGGAGAGGAAAACAACAACGAAAACAGCAAAACGACGGCCCCAAAAUGUUGUACCAGCUAAGUAAAGCCACUACUAGAAUCCGGCUCAAAAGGCAAAAAGCCGUUCCACAACAUCGCUGGCUCUGGAGUUUAGCAUUUCUGGCAGCAUUUACACUAAAGGACGUUCGAUGUGCAGAUCUAGCCAUAAGUAUACCCAAUAAUCCCGGCCUGGACGAUGGGGCCUCCUAUCGACUGGACUAUAGUCCGCCCUUCGGUUAUCCGGAGCCCAACACGACGAUUGCCUCGCGGGAAAUCGGCGAUGAGAUUCAAUUCUCACGCGCCCUACCGGGCACCAAAUACAACUUUUGGCUGUACUACACGAACUUUACGCACCACGAUUGGCUCACCUGGACGGUGACGAUAACAACGGCUCCCGAUCCGCCGUCGAAUCUGUCCGUUCAGGUGAGAAGCGGCAAGAAUGCCAUCAUCCUAUGGUCACCGCCCACCCAGGGCAGCUAUACGGCGUUUAAGAUCAAGGUGCUCGGACUGUCGGAGGCGUCGAGCAGCUACAACCGCACCUUUCAGGUGAACGACAAUACAUUCCAGCACAGCGUCAAGGAGCUGACACCCGGAGCCACCUACCAGGUGCAGGCAUAUACCAUCUACGAUGGCAAGGAGUCGGUGGCCUACACUAGUCGCAACUUCACCACAAAGCCCAACACUCCGGGGAAAUUCAUCGUCUGGUUCCGUAAUGAGACGACACUGCUGGUCCUGUGGCAGCCGCCAUAUCCGGCGGGCAUCUACACGCACUACAAGGUAUCCAUCGAGCCGCCGGAUGCCAACGAUAGUGUGCUCUAUGUGGAAAAGGAGGGCGAACCGCCCGGACCGGCGCAGGCUGCCUUCAAGGGUCUGGUGCCCGGAAGGGCGUACAACAUAUCCGUUCAGACGAUGUCCGAGGAUGAGAUCUCAUUGCCGACGACGGCGCAAUAUCGAACGGUGCCGUUGCGUCCGCUGAACGUGACCUUUGACCGUGACUUUAUUACCUCCAAUUCGUUCCGUGUCCUGUGGGAGGCGCCCAAGGGGAUAUCCGAAUUUGACAAAUACCAGGUAUCGGUGGCCACAACACGACGCCAAUCCACAGUGCCGCGCAGCAAUGAACCGGUGGCAUUCUUUGAUUUUCGCGACAUCGCCGAACCGGGCAAGACGUUCAAUGUGAUCGUGAAGACCGUAUCCGGCAAGGUUACCUCGUGGCCAGCCACCGGGGAUGUGACACUGCGACCACUGCCCGUUCGCAAUUUGCGGAGCAUCAACGAUGACAAGACGAAUACUAUGAUCAUAACGUGGGAAGCGGAUCCGGCCAGCACGCAGGAUGAGUAUCGCAUUGUAUACCACGAACUGGAGACAUUUAAUGGUGACACCAGUACCCUGACCACGGAUCGGACUCGAUUCACACUGGAGAGCCUGCUACCCGGUCGCAACUACUCAUUGUCCGUCCAGGCGGUAUCCAAGAAGAUGGAAUCGAAUGAGACUAGCAUCUUUGUGGUCACCCGACCCUCGUCGCCCAUCAUCGAGGACUUGAAGAGCAUACGGAUGGGUCUGAACAUCAGUUGGAAGAGCGAUGUCAACUCCAAGCAGGAGCAGUACGAGGUGUUGUACUCGCGCAACGGAACCAGCGAUUUGCGAACCCAAAAGACCAAAGAGUCGCGUCUGGUGAUCAAGAAUCUGCAGCCAGGUGCUGGCUAUGAACUCAAGGUGUUUGCAGUUAGUCACGAUUUGCGCAGCGAACCACAUGCCUAUUUCCAAGCAGUUUAUCCCAAUCCACCACGCAACAUGACCAUCGAAACGGUGAGGAGUAACUCGGUGCUGGUACACUGGUCACCGCCGGAAAGCGGUGAAUUUACCGAGUACUCGAUACGCUAUCGCACGGACAGCGAACAGCAGUGGGUGCGAUUGCCCAGCGUUCGGUCCACGGAGGCGGAUAUCACCGAUAUGACCAAGGGCGAAAAGUACACCAUCCAGGUGAACACGGUCAGCUUUGGCGUAGAGAGUCCAGUGCCCCAGGAGGUGAACACGACGGUGCCGCCGAAUCCGGUGUCCAAUAUCAUUCAACUGGUGGACUCACGGAACAUUACGUUGGAGUGGCCCAAGCCAGAGGGUCGCGUGGAAUCGUACAUUCUUAAGUGGUGGCCCAGCGAUAAUCCCGGUCGUGUCCAGACCAAGAAUGUCUCCGAGAACAAGUCGGCCGACGAUUUGUCAACAGUGCGUGUCCUCAUCGGCGAACUGAUGCCCGGCGUGCAGUACAAGUUUGACAUCCAGACGACGUCGUAUGGAAUCCUGUCGGGCAUCACCAGUCUGUAUCCGCGCACCAUGCCGCUCAUCCAGUCGGACGUGGUGGUGGCCAAUGGCGAGAAGGAGGACGAGAGGGACACCAUCACUCUGAGCUACACACCCACACCGCAGUCGUCGUCCAAGUUCGAUAUCUAUCGAUUCUCUCUCGGCGAUGCCGAGAUCCGGGACAAGGAGAAGCUGGCCAACGAUACGGAUCGCAAGGUGACGUUUACGGGUCUGGUGCCUGGUCGAUUGUACAACAUCACAGUUUGGACUGUGAGCGGUGGUGUGGCCAGUUUGCCCAUACAACGACAGGAUCGCCUGUAUCCGGAACCCAUCACACAGCUGCAUGCCACCAACAUCACGGAUACGGAGAUCUCAUUGCGCUGGGAUUUGCCCAAGGGCGAGUACAAUGACUUCGAUAUUGCCUAUCUCACGGCGGACAAUCUAUUGGCCCAGAAUAUGACCACCAGGAAUGAGAUCACCAUCAGUGACCUGCGACCCCACAGGAACUACACCUUCACCGUGGUGGUACGUUCCGGCACUGAAUCGUCCGUGCUGAGGAGCAGUUCACCAUUAUCCGCUAGCUUUACGACCAAUGAAGCGGUGCCCGGGCGAGUUGAACGCUUCCAUCCCACGGAUGUUCAGCCCAGCGAGAUCAAUUUCGAGUGGUCGCUGCCAUCGAGUGAGGCAAAUGGCGUUAUUCGCCAGUUCUCGAUAGCCUAUACGAAUAUCAAUAAUCUCACGGACGCAGGCAUGCAGGACUUUGAGUCGGAGGAGGCAUUCGGUGUGAUCAAGAAUCUAAAGCCCGGCGAGACCUAUGUGUUCAAGAUUCAGGCCAAGACUGCCAUCGGUUUCGGUCCGGAGCGGGAGUACCGUCAAACGAUGCCGAUAUUAGCGCCACCACGUCCUGCCACCCAAGUGGUGCCCACCGAGGUCUAUCGCAGCUCAUCGACCAUCCAGAUUCGGUUUAGGAAGAACUACUUCUCGGAUCAAAACGGCCAGGUGCGCAUGUACACGAUCAUCGUGGCCGAGGAUGAUGCCAAGAAUGCAUCCGGCCUGGAGAUGCCCAGCUGGCUGGAUGUGCAGUCGUACAGCGUUUGGUUGCCCUAUCAGGCCAUAGAUCCGUACUAUCCAUUCGAGAAUCGAUCCGUAGAGGACUUCACCAUCGGUACGGAGAACUGUGACAACCACAAGAUCGGCUACUGCAACGGACCACUGAAAUCGGGAACCACCUAUCGGGUUAAGGUGCGGGCGUUCACCGGAGCGGAUAAGUUCACGGAUACCGCCUACAGUUUUCCCAUUCAGACAGAUCAAGACAACACCUCACUGAUUGUGGCCAUUACGGUGCCGUUAACUAUCAUCUUGGUGCUCCUGGUGACACUUUUGUUCUACAAACGACGUCGCAACAAUUGCCGUAAGACGACCAAGGAUUCGAGGGCCAACGACAAUAUGUCCCUGCCGGAUAGCGUAAUCGAGCAGAAUCGCCCCAUUCUGAUCAAGAACUUUGCCGAGCACUAUCGCCUAAUGUCCGCCGAUUCGGACUUCCGUUUCAGCGAGGAAUUCGAGGAACUGAAGCACGUUGGCCGGGAUCAGCCGUGCACUUUUGCCGAUCUACCCUGCAAUCGUCCGAAAAACAGGUUCACCAAUAUACUGCCCUACGAUCACUCACGUUUCAAGCUUCAGCCGGUGGACGAUGAUGAGGGUAGUGAUUAUAUCAAUGCCAAUUACGUGCCGGGUCACAAUUCACCGCGCGAGUUCAUCGUGACCCAGGGACCAUUGCAUUCGACACGCGAUGACUUCUGGCGAAUGUGCUGGGAGAGCAACUCGCGGGCCAUAGUCAUGCUGACCAGGUGCUUUGAGAAGGGGCGCGAGAAGUGCGACCAGUAUUGGCCAAAUGAUACGGUGCCCGUCUUCUACGGUGACAUCAAGGUGCAGAUACUCAACGACAGUCACUAUGCCGACUGGGUGAUGACCGAGUUCAUGCUAUGCAGAGGCAGCGAACAGCGCAUCCUGCGACACUUCCACUUCACCACCUGGCCGGACUUCGGUGUUCCCAAUCCGCCACAGACACUGGUGCGCUUUGUGCGCGCAUUCCGCGAUCGAAUUGGUGCGGAACAGCGACCCAUUGUGGUCCAUUGUAGCGCCGGUGUGGGAAGGUCGGGCACCUUCAUCACCCUGGAUCGCAUCCUGCAACAGAUCAACACGUCUGACUAUGUGGACAUAUUUGGCAUAGUAUAUGCCAUGCGCAAGGAGCGCGUUUGGAUGGUGCAGACGGAGCAGCAGUAUAUCUGCAUCCACCAGUGCCUGCUGGCGGUGCUCGAGGGGAAGGAGAACAUCGUGGGUCCCGCUCGCGAGAUGCACGACAACGAGGGCUAUGAAGGCCAACAAGUGCAGCUGGACGAGAACGGUGAUGUGGUGGCCACCAUUGAGGGUCACCUGUCGCAUCAUGAUCUGCAGCAGGCCGAGGCGGAGGCCAUUGACGAUGAGAAUGCGGCGAUACUCCAUGAUGACCAGCAGCCGCUGACCAGUAGCUUUACUGGACACCACACUCACAUGCCGCCCACCACAUCGAUGAGCUCAUUUGGCGGCGGAGGUGGAGGCCAUACAAAUGUGGAUGCACCGGAUAGAUGACAUUCGGUUGUCAACCAGAGUGAUAACAACAAUUCGGUGGUUAUCGUCCUGGUUGACAACAAGCCCAGCUCGAUGAUCUGCAAGGAUAGCAAGGGCGGCAACAUCGAUGUGCUCGAAUCGCAGCAGCAGCAGCAGCAGCAACAGCAACAGCAGCCCAACCAGGGAGGCCACAACAUAACCACCAUAUCCGCCAUCAACGGCUACAAUACGCUACAGCAUAGACGGAAAUCCCAGCUGAUAACGUUCAGCUCGUCAUCCUGUGAUAUCAAGAACAGUCUUAGUCAUGAGUACAUCAAUGGAUCCAAUGGAUCGGCAGCUAAUGGUCCACCCAGUUCCGGUUCUGGUUCCGGUUCCGGUCCAGGCAGCAAUCGGGCCAGUCGCGCCAAUGUCCGAUUAAGUUUCGCCGAGGAAGAUGUAAUGAUCUUGCCACAAAACCACAGUCAGCAAUCCAAUCAUCAAGAUGACGAGGUCUUCACGCGACGUCGUUCGCUUUUGGAAGUGGAAAUCGGUGUGGAGGUAGGCGAAGAUGGUGAACUUGCACCCCACGAAAUGGAAGAGGAUCUCGAAGAGGAGGACGAGGAUGAGGAGCUGUAUAUGCACGAUGAGUUCGAGACCCACAUCGAUACCAAGUCGAAUAAUGCCAACGAUGACAGCGGUGGCGGCAGCUACGAGGACUCCCAUGCCCUGCACUCCUCGCUGGGGGGCAGUAAUCGAAAUAGUCUGGAAAAGGAUGACGACGACAUCGAGGUGGAUGUGAUCAGCACAGACGUUAGCUGUUACGAUCAACUGCUCGGCAGCAGUUGCAACACGCGGAACGGCGAUGAUGACGACAUAGCCACGCUGGUCGGCGAUGGCGACUAUUCCACCACGAAACUCAGCAAGGCAUCCAGAUUAUCCGGCGCUGGAGUCGGCGGACUAGUGGUCAGCGGGGGAGGAGGUGGAACUGCAAUCGGCGGUGGAAUCGCUGUUAACGGUGGUGGUGUUUUGGGAAAUGGUGUUGGUUCCGAGGCUGGCGGCGGCAUCAUCUAUGCCAAUCCGUUUAUGGAUGACGAGGGCAUUGCAGAGUCGGGCAUGUAAAGCCAUUCCAAAACCCAAUACUCCAGCCAAUCCAAGCCAGCCAGCCAGCCAACCAAGCAACUGAACUCAACUCAACCGAAUGGAAACCCAACCCAACCCAACAGAACCCAACCAUCUUGUGGCAACUACAUUAUUAUUUACUUAAGGGACGAAGUGCGAAGAGAGCGCGGAGGAGGAUCAACGCUUGAUAUUAUACUUGGAUAUAUGUGUACUACACUGGAUACUACUGGAUAUAUAUAUAUAUAUAUACUCUACACCGCGAUCUAUCGAAUGGGAAUGCAGCAAUCUCGCCAAACAGAACGAACACGCAUCAAUUUAUACAUUUUAUAUAUAUAUAAAGAUAUAUAUAUCUAAGAUAACGAGGAAUCGGCGUACAAUGUAACCGCAAUUGCCGCUUCAAACCGACGGCAAUACUAAAUACUGGAAUACUGAUUGUAUUUUUACGCUAGCCACAAUUUGAUAUAAACUAUAUAUCUUCCAAUUUUUUUGUACACCUAAUGUUAGUUGAAAUAUGUGAGCGAGACGAGCAAAUUUUUGUAGCAAACUAAAAGCGCUAAAUGUUUACUUUUUUAUAUUAUUAUAUAUAUAAAUACUUGAUAAACAUAUACCUAAUAUUAGAUCUAAACUAAACUAACUAUAAAUCGCACACACUCAUACACUCACACAAAAACACAAUGCAAUAAUUGAGUUACAUAGUUUUAAACAAAUGUUAAAACAUUUUGCUGCAACCGUCGGAGAUGUAGUGUACAAUUUUUAGUUUCUCGUAUUAUUUUUUUUUUUAUGUCUGUUUUGUGUUUAAAUUUUUUGUAACUUUUUACAAAGCGUAAACUGUGUAUGUAUGUGCUACAUUGAUUUUUGUUUAAUUAUAUCAAGUUUUUAUUUAAAAAAUCGAACACCACCUUGCAUUCUCCUCAUUUGAACGUGGCGCUCACACUUAUUACUUAUAUAGGUCAAAUACAGCGGGCUCUGGUGAUCAAUCCAAUCAGCAGAAAGUAAUGAAAAACACCGAAGUUAAUGUUUAAACAUAAACACACAAUGAGAAAAGAGUCGUGUUUCCAUAUUCACUUGAUUUAAUCGGCAUGCGAUGUUACUCACAGCGAAAGGAAAUUCAGCAAGCUUGAAUCGAUAAAAUUGUUGUAUAUAUUAAAUAGUUUAACACUGUGUAAUUUUAUUUAUCCUAGCUCGAUUCUAAGUGCUUGCGUAAAUGAUCAUUUAAAUUUUCUAACCCGAAAGAACUUAUUUAUUGGUUUAUUUAUACAAAAUUGAAAUGAAGUGCAUAUGGAAACACAACUCAAAAACAGACAGCACAAAUAGAACAACAGGAACAAAUGACCAACGCAUUUCGAAAGGCGAUAAUCAUUUACACGAAAAACCAAUAUAAUUAAACAGAAUCCCACGCAAACUGAAGACUAACUAACAACCAAGUUAAGGGCUAGUUAAUGGAGCCGGUGCCAAAGCAAAAAAGGAAAAAUGAUAACAACACCUACACACACGACAACUAAAUGUAACAAUAGCAAUACAUUUUAAUGAAAAUUGUAGUCCAAAUAAUUUGCAUACAUUUGUAUUUUGUCCAAACUUAGUUGAAAUGAUUAACCGAACUGUGAAAGAGUGCAAUAGAAAUCGUUUUGCUUCUAGAUUAGUGAAAAAUACAACGAAGCCCCUAAUUUGAAUACGAAGCAACCCAAAAUCCCCGCCCUCCCGUAAUAACAAUAAAUACAUAUGCAUAAUUAUGCAAAAGUUUGAGAAGAUGAAACUAGAAAGUCUGUAUAAUGCAUACAUAAUAUACGACUCCAUUAUACACACACACACGCAUACUAAGGCCGAUGAAUAACAUAUGCAUAUACAAUAUAGACAUAUAUUAAAUAUAUAUCAUUGUAAUAAUUUGUAAUGUUUAUCAGUAGAAUUAUGAUCCGAGGUGGAGCAGACGAGUAAAACGCAUGCAGAGAUCCAUUAAAGUGUACUGUAAAAUGUGCCAC